AUGGGGCCAAACAGCAGCAGCAAACAAUCGAAGGGGGCCCCCGGGGGGCCCCCCAAGAGGCCCAAGGGGGCCCCCAAGGGGUUUAAGGGGGCCCCUGGGGGCCCCCAGGGGCCCCGCAAAGGGUCAGGGGGGCCCCCUGGGGGCCCCCAGGGGGCCCACAAGGGUACUAGGGGGGCCCCCAGAGACCAUCAGGGGCCCCCGGGGGCCCCCCAGAGUAAGAAAAGAAAGGAGGGCCCUUUGGCAGGCCGUGAUGGCCUAAAGGAGAAGUCGAAAGCUAAGGAAAGCCCGGAUGGCAGCAGCAGCAGCAGCAGCAGCAGCAGCAGCAGCAGGGGGAGCAGCGGGAAGGUGCCGCAGUGGGCGUUGGAGGCUGUUCGCGCUGGGAAGGCAGCAGCAGCAGCAGCAGCAGCAGCAGCAGCAGCACGGGCGAAGCUGCCAGCAAUACCGCACCUGACUCUGGCGUUAGCAGCAGAAGCAGCAGCAGCAGCAGCGCAGCAGCAGCAGCAGCAGCAGCACCAGCAGCAGCAGCAGCAGCAGCAGCAGCAGCCGCAGCAGCAGCAGCAGCAGCAGCAGCAGCAGGGGCUGGGGGCGGUGCGGGCGCUGGACCUGCGGGGCCGGGGUGUCUGUACAGCUGAGGACCUGGGUCCUUUGAAGCAGCUCGAAAAGGCGGAUUUUUCUUUCAACAAAAUAAUUAAUUUUAAUUUUUUAAAUUUUAAUUUUAAUUUAAAAGAAUUAAAACUCUGCAGCAAUUCCAUUUCCAGCCUCGGGGGGGCCCUCGGCGGCCUCGGCGGGCUCCGCCUGCUCGACCUCCGCGCCAACAAGGCGAGUUUGGCUCCUUUUCGGGAAGAGUCCCUUUUGGGCAAUACCUGA
Messenger RNA from Eimeria necatrix, 867 nucleotides. RefSeq lists its product as hypothetical. The transcript has 2 exons. The record is from RefSeq and is a predicted model, not a curated record. The coding region runs from base 1 to 867 and encodes 288 amino acids. Lineage: Eukaryota; Apicomplexa; Conoidasida; Eucoccidiorida; Eimeriidae.